This is a messenger RNA of Thlaspi arvense, 1846 nucleotides long. Lineage: Eukaryota; Viridiplantae; Streptophyta; Magnoliopsida; Brassicales; Brassicaceae. The record is from the annotation of a GenBank genome assembly.
AAACUUUUCCCCGGAGGCGGGAGUUUCACCAAGAACUUCAAAGUUUUAGUCCACCGGAGAAAUUAAUCUCGUCAUCAUUCUCCACUGCCGGCGAUGGGAUGCACUUGCUUCAAGCCUUGGCGCCGAUCGCCAUCUCCGUCGAUUAAAUCUACCGUCAUCGACGAUCUAGGCGUUCUCGCUGCAGAGAAUAAGGAAGACGACGACGGAAGCUCUUGUCCGAAUUUCCGGGUAUUCAGCUUGGAACAGCUGAGAGUCGCGACUGACGGAUUCUCAGCCGGCAACAUCGUGUCGGAGCACAACGAGAGGGUUCCAAACAUCGUCUACAAAGGGAAGCUCAACGACGGCAGACAGAUCGCCGUCAAGCGGUUUCAGAGACUUUCAUGGCCUGAUUCUUCCGAAUUCAUCGAAGAAGCACAAGCAGUGGGGAGGUGUAGGAGUGAGCAUAUGGCCAAUUUGAUCGGUUGUUGCUCAGAAGGUCACGAGAGGCUUCUCGUUGCUGAGUACAUGCCCAAUGGAACACUUGCAAAGCAUCUCUUCCACUGGGAGAAACGACCAAUGAAAUGGGAAAUGAGGUUGAGGGUUGCGUUACAUACUGCGACAGCCUUGGAGUACUGUAAUGAUAGAGGAAUCGACUUGUACCAUGAUCUUAACACUUACAGAAUAUUGUUCGACAAGGUUGGGAAUCCCAGGCUGUCUUGCUUCGGUCUCAUGAAGUGUAGCAGAGAAGGGAAGAGUUACAGCACGAAUUUGGCAUUUGCUCCUCCUGAAUAUUUGCGUAUAGGCACUGUGAUACCGGAGAGUGUCAUAUUUAGCUUUGGGACCUUGUUGCUGGAUCUUAUGAGUGGCAGACAUAUUCCACCAAACCAUGCACUUGAUCUGUUCCGUGGUAAAAACUAUUUGGUGCUAAUGGAUUCAGCUCUGGAUGGUCAAUUCUCUGAUGAGGAUAGAACGGAACUAAUCCACCUAGCUUCUCGCUGUUUGCGUCCUGAACCAGACGAGAGGCCAAGCAUAAAGUUUCUUAUGUCGGCUCUUUCGAGACUUGAGAAACGAGCUGAGUUAUGGCCCAACGUCAAAGGAGAAGACAUCCCUACUCCAUCACACACUGAACCGCCAAGAAAGCAACCAUUGCGCUUAACCCCUCUUGGAGAAGCAUGCUGGAGAGUGGACCUAAGUGGCAUACACGAACUACUCGAGAAACUCGGGUAUGGAGAGGAUGAUGUGGUCGUCACAAAUGAGUUCUCAUUCCAAAUGUGGACGGGUCGAAUGCAAGAGAAUAUGGAUUACAAAAAGCAUGGAGAUGCCGCAUUUCGUGCUAAGGACUUUGAAACCGCAGUUGAAUUCUACUCAGAGUUCAUGAGCGGAGCACCAGUGGUAUCACCAACCGUAUUAACCAGACGGUGUCUUUGUUACUUAAUGAGCGACAUGUUCAGCGAGGCUCUAAGCGAUGCGAUGCAAGCUCAGGUUGCAUCACCAGAGUGUUCAGUCGCUCUCUACUUACAGGCGGCUUGUCUCUUAAAGCUUGGGAUGGAGGCUGAAGCUAAAGAAGCACUUAGACAUGGCUCUUCUCUCGAAGCUUUCUAGAGUUACACGAACAACAACAACAAAAAGCCACAUCUGUACAGUUUCUUUCUCUGCAUACGUAUUUAGAAAUGUGAAUACAAACAUAGCAGAUACUACUAUACAUGUUUGCUUUUUUUAGUUCGCUUGAGAGAAUCUUGGUGUACCAUCAGAUUUUUGUGUGCUAAAACCGGAUUUUCUUGCCAUUUUCCCUUGAUCUUAACUGGAUUGUGGAUUUGUUUUUACUACACGUUCACACUAAUUCGUAGUAUUAUGAUAUUGAUCAUCA